Molecule: messenger RNA, 1903 nt
Organism: Aphanomyces astaci
Lineage: Eukaryota; Oomycota; Saprolegniomycetes; Saprolegniales; Verrucalvaceae
Exons: 1
Coding region: 7-1758 (583 amino acids)
Biological process (GO): L-histidine catabolic process
Molecular function (GO): histidine ammonia-lyase activity
Source: RefSeq, a predicted model, not a curated record
CAAGCCAUGAGCAAGGGUAACGCAGCAGUGGUGUUGGAUGGUUGCUCGUUGCAGACCGACGAUUUGGUGUUGCUGUCCAAGGGCCAGACCAAGCUCGAGCUGAGCACCGAGGCGUGGGCGAAGGUGAAGAGCAGCCGUGAAGUCGUGGACAACAUCUUGCGCGAGAAGAAGGUCGCGUACGGCAUCAACACGGGCUUUGGGUUGUUUUCGAACGUUGUGAUUUCCGAAGACAAGUUGUCUGAGCUGCAAGAAAACCUCAUCCGGUCGCAUGCGUCCGGCGUUGGCGAGCCGUUGUCGCCGUCGGCCACGCGCAUGCUCCUCGCGCUCCGCAUCAACGUCUUGUCCAAGGGUCAUUCCGGGAUCAGCGUCGACACGUUGGAGCAACUGGUCGCGGCGUUCAAUGCCGACUGCUUGUCGAUCGUCCCCGAGAAGGGCACGGUCGGUGCGUCCGGCGAUCUCGCGCCGCUGGCCCACUUGGCGCUCGGCAUGAUGGGCGAAGGCAAGAUGUACGACACACGUGACAACAACACGAUCAAAGACGCUGCGGUGGUGCUCGCGAGCCGCGGCCUUCGCCCCGUGCACCUCAAGGCCAAGGAAGGCCUCGCCAUGAUCAACGGCACGCAGCUCAUCACGUCCAUCGGGUGCGAGGCCGUGGUCCGCGCGCAGAACGUCGCCGAGUGCGCCGACAUUGCGGUCGCCUUGACCUUGGAGGUGCUUAAGGGCACCGUUAACGCGUUUCACCCUCGCAUCCACGAAGUCCGUCCGCAUCGCGGCCAACUUCUCGUGGCCAAGCGCAUCCGCACGCUGCUCCAAGCCGACAAGCCGUCGGAACUGUUCCGCAGCCACAACUACGAAGGCAAGGUCCAAGACGCGUACACGCUUCGAUGCGCGCCGCAAGUCCACGGCAUCGUGAACGACACGAUCGAGUUCGUUCGCAACAUCCUCACGGUGGAGAUGAACUCGGCCACGGACAACCCGAUGGUGUUUGUCGGGUCGGCCGACGUCACCACUGACUUCACGCCCAUCAAGCCGCCGCCGACACCGGCGCAGGAUGAAGCCGACGGACACGCGCCACCCGAGACGCUGACGGAAGCGCACGCUGAGAUCGCGCGCCUCAAGACCCUCCUGGCCGCCGAGAAGGACCACGCGCACCCGAGCAUGAAGCGCACAUCCGACACAUUUUACCGCGGCGGCGGCGGGUUUAUCAUCUCUGGCGGCAACUUCCACGGCGAGUACCCGGCCAAAGCGCUCGACUUUCUCGCCAUCGGCGUGCACGAGCUGGCAUCCAUCAGCGAGCGCCGCAUCGAGCGGCUCGUGAACCCCAACUUGAGCGGCAUGCCGGCGUUCUUGGUCGCCGAGGGCGGACUCCACUCGGGGUUUAUGAUUGCGCACUGCACGUCCGCGGCGCUCGUGUCGGAAAACAAAGUGCUCUGCCACCCGUCGUCCGUGGACUCGCUGUCCACGUCCGGUAGCAAGGAGGACCAUGUGUCCAUGGGCGGCUGGGCGGCGCGCAAAGCGCUCACGGUCGUGUCCCACGUCGAGCUCGUCAUCGCCAUUGAGCUCAUGUGCGCGUGCCAAGCGCUUGAGUUCCAGCGCCCCCACAAGACGACCGACGCGCUGGAGGCCGUGUACUCCCUCGUCCGCACCCGCGUCGCGCCUCUAGACAAGGACCGAUACAUCGCCCCGGAUAUUGACGCGAUCGUGGAUUUGGUGCGCUCUGGCGCCAUCCUCGACGCCGUCCGCCCGUUCUUGCCGUGAUCACAACAACAAAUACAUAGAUACCAUUGUCCAAGCUAUACCAGUAGAGCAUGUAGAGGGGGUUCAGAACUUGGGAUAUAUUGUUAGCCACAGCGUGCUUAUGCAUCGAAGUACAUGUCGCCACUUCAUCAACAUGCGAAAUGCC